Molecule: messenger RNA, 2332 nt
Organism: Asterias rubens (European starfish)
Lineage: Eukaryota; Metazoa; Echinodermata; Asteroidea; Forcipulatida; Asteriidae
Product: intraflagellar transport protein 46 homolog
Exons: 10
Coding region: 34-1209 (391 amino acids)
Biological process (GO): intraciliary transport; cilium assembly
Cellular component (GO): centrosome; motile cilium; intraciliary transport particle B
Source: RefSeq, a predicted model, not a curated record
GAAAUGUGCCUGCAUUAAUAAAACAUUCCUCUGAUGGCGGAUGAUUCCGACGAAGAAAGACGAGGUACAACACUUGUGACGAACCAACCUUAUGAUGAAUCAUUAGAGAUACCGGACGCUGAGGAAGUCGCAUCUCAGUAUACGCCAAGCCCCAGACAACCUGGUACUCUCCCAGGUCGUGGGAGCAGUCCGCACACCAGUGGCAAGAGAGGGAUUUCCCCACCAGGUUCGAUGGAGGACAACAGCGAUGAUGAUUUCGAGCAAGGUCCCAUGGAGACUAAGGACGUGAGCGGACCCUUACAGCCCAUUUCCCAAGCGUACCAACAGAGGGCAGCAAACCCUCGUCAGGACGUCUUAUCUGAUGAUGAUGAUGAUGAUGACGAUGAGGAUGAAGACGAUGAUGGAAGUGACUCGUCAGGAGAAGAUGAUGAGGAGGAAGAGGGGCAAAAUAUGGCGCUAGAGGGAGCGUAUGAUCCUGCAGAGUAUGAGAAUCUUCCAGUGAGUUCGGAGAUCAAGGAGUUGUUUCAAUACAUCACACGCUACACACCGCAGACCAUUGAUCUGGAACAUAAGCUGAAACCGUUCAUUCCUGAUUAUAUUCCUGCUGUCGGAGACAUUGACGCAUUCAUCAAGAUACCACGUCCAGACAACCAAUCGGACACCCUUGGCCUCACCGUCUUAGACGAGCCGUGCGCCAAGCAGUCCGACCCAACAGUCCUCGACCUGACCCUACGUGCCAUCUCUAAGCAGACUACCACGAAGGCAAUGCAGGUACGGAGUAUUGAGGAAGCCAGUAAGAACCUUAAGCUGGUCAGUAACUGGGUGGAGAGCAUCAGUCAGCUUCAUCGGUCCAAACCACCGCCAACUGUCCACUACAACAAAACCAUGCCGGACAUUGAAUCGCUGAUGCAAGAAUGGCCGCCAGAGUUUGAGGAGUUACUGAAGCGUGUUGGUCUCCCUACGGCUGACAUGAACUGUGAUCUUGACCAGUACGUAGACAUGGUCUGCGCUACCCUAGACAUCCCGAUCUACCAGAGCCGAAUCCAAGCACUGCACGUUCUUUUUACUCUCUACUCGGAAUUCAAGAACUCACAGCAUUUCAAGAGUUUAGCGGAAGACAACAAACUGGACAACAAGUUGAAGGAGCAUAACGGGGAUGAGGAUGACUACGGAGGUGGAGGGGAAGACACUGACCGACUCGUCUUCUAAAUCAGUCAAUUUUUUUUCCAAAGUUUGUACAGUUGACUCUCAUUAUGACAAGAUCGCUGAGACUGGCCAAUUUACCUCCUUAUAACGGGAACGUUGUUAUAAGAGGACAGCAAUCGUAGGAACAUAAAGCAGAAAUGAGUUUUGGGACUUCAGAAUACACUCUUUGUGAGCAGAACCUCUUUUUAACAGAACAGAACUAUUUAUAAAACAAGAAUGUUGUUAUAUGAGGACAACAAAACAAAGAAACACAAAGCAGAAAUAAGAUUCUGGACUUUAGAAUGUACUCUUUAUGAGCAAAACCUCUUCUUAAGGGUGUUCUUUAUAAUGGGAGCCAAUUGCACAUAACUUUGGUCUCAGAACUAUCUUUGUUAGUGGACCAAGAUCUAGAUAAAUCUGGUUGGCUUUUGCUUAGCAGGACUGAUAUCGCCUACCAAACUUCUGCUAAGCAAAAUUUUGCAGGAAACUUGGCCCAAUUCCAUCAAACUUUUCUUCUAGCAGUGUAUAUUUGUUCAAUUAAUGUACAUCUUUGGUACAGUCUCAGAACUAUCUGUGAAAAAUACAGUUUGUCAUUUUCCCAGCAGAGUAAAAUUUCUGCCGAGUCAAAUUUUGCAGGAACCAGUCACUUAGUUAUGACAUAGGAAUUUGACUGGUAUUCAACUCUUGUGCUUAAGGAGCUACAUGUACAUUAAAUUUGGCGGAGGUACUUAGGAAUGAGGUGGUUGUGAGUAGCCUUGUUUUUCUCCAGAACUUGGUUUCAGUUGGCUAAAGUUCCCUAAAUUCUAACCUGUUGAAUCAAAUCACUAAAAAAGGUUGUUGGUCUUUUACAUGCAUUUCACAAUACAUGAGACCUACACGGCUUUACAUCCCAAUAUUCGUUUAUCUUGGACUGGGUUUCGAACCCACACCCUGCUGAUCAGAAACACCAGGGCUUGAGUCUGGUGUUCUUAUCCGAUCCGCCACAGGACAGCUCUGUCAAGCACAUUGAUCGAUAAAUGAAGCUUGCUGCACAAGUCAUCUACUGUUUUACUUAAACUAGUUGUUUGUGUCCUGUUUAUGUGACUGUAUCCCAACUUUUGGUACACUUAAAAGAAAUAAAUUAUUUUCUGUGUGAAUAUGUAACCUA